Molecule: messenger RNA, 2462 nt
Organism: Cotesia glomerata
Lineage: Eukaryota; Metazoa; Arthropoda; Insecta; Hymenoptera; Braconidae
Product: probable serine/threonine-protein kinase DDB_G0272254
Exons: 2
Coding region: 681-2099 (472 amino acids)
Biological process (GO): anatomical structure morphogenesis; cell differentiation; regulation of DNA-templated transcription
Molecular function (GO): DNA-binding transcription factor activity, RNA polymerase II-specific; RNA polymerase II cis-regulatory region sequence-specific DNA binding
Source: RefSeq, a predicted model, not a curated record
GUCGUGUAGUUUGAGUAGCGUACAGAGUGUAGAGAGGUGAGCAGACGGUCCGCGCUCAACUCGGUUCUCGGUUCUAGUCUCGUUGAGUUUCGAGUUCGAGUAUAGACCCCAGUAACUCCUGCUAACGAGUCAGUAGCACAUGAGCGCUCGUCUAGCGAGUUUCGCAGCGUCUCGCCACCGGGAAUAAAAUGUCAUCCCACAAACCGAGAUCUAGUGUCAAUGGAUAUUUAUUAUUAUUGUAAUUAUUAUUGAUAUUCGACAAAAUAAAUUUUUCUAGUUUGUUUUUAUUCGAAAUAAUAAACUAAUUAUUUAUAAACUUUUACCGACAAAUAAAUAUUUUUUUCGCGGUCUCGUGAAGAAGGGAUUGAUCAGCCCGUGGUGCUAAGACGUUUCACCAUUAUUUUAUAUCAUUAUUAUUAUUAUUAUUAUUUUCGGGAUUUUAUUAUUGUAUUUAUUACAGUUUCAAUUUAUAAGACUCUGGGAUUUUAUUUUUUAUUAUUGGUCGUUUUGACGUCAUUUAUCCAGAGGAUUUGUGCGGGUGCAUAAAACGACCUUAUUAUUUUUUAUUAAUUGAUUAAUAUUGAAAUUAUAAAAUAUAUAUUGUGUGACUGUGUAAAAAUAGUGUAGUGAAUAUUUAAAAAAUAUAUAUUAUUAUUAUUAUUAAUAUAUAAGGCACGAAAAUGGUGCCCCAACAGCAAGAUAAUCCCGCUAAUUUGGGAACCCAGCAAUUUGGAUCUCUAAGAAUUAACAAAAAUUCAUCCACGCCGUACUCAGAUGCCACUCAGACAAAGAAAAACAACCCGAACCACAUAAAGCGACCGAUGAACGCGUUCAUGGUGUGGUCGCAAAUCGAGCGCAGAAAGAUCUGCGAGGUGCAGCCGGACAUGCACAACGCGGAGAUCAGCAAGCGACUGGGCAGGCGCUGGAAGACGUUGGACGACGCCGAAAGGAGGCCCUUCAUCGAGGAGGCCGAGCGACUGCGGCAGCUCCACAUGAUGGAGUACCCGGACUACAAAUACCGUCCGCGAAAGAAGGCCGCGAAACCACCGUCGCCUCCGAAGUCCAAAGACACCAAGAAGUCAAAGAAGUCCUCCUUGUCAUCAACAUCGUCCUCCACGUCGUCCUCGCCGUUGUCAUCGCCGACCUACGCCCCCGCCAGCCCCUCGAUAACGACUGCCACCACGACAAUAUCCACCAAGUCCCGUAACGACAACAACAACAACAAUAGCCACCACCAAACGCCCCUCAAGAGGCUCCAAGGGCACCCCGUCUCCAGCAACCCGGUCUCCAGGCUAAAGAUAAAGCUCGCCCUCGACAAAAGGCCUAUUUCCAUGGACUACACUCCAGUUCCGCCCAAUGUCACCGCUAAAGUACCCAGCAGCCCCUCUUGCGACACUCCAGAUUCUCCAGAAUCUGCGAGCUUCUACGAGGACAACUACCACGACCACCUGGCCCUCACAACCACCACCACCACCAACGUCCCAGGUGCUACCAGAAUGAACAACAACAACAAUAACAACAACAACAACAACAACAACAACAACAACAACACCAACAACAACAACAACAACAACAGCAAUCAUCACAACAACAACUUGCAGCCAAAAAUAAAGGAAGAAAACGACCUGGAGUUUGGGUCAGAAUUCACGAACGAUCGGCAUAACAUCCACCGGGACUUUGUACUCGGAAGAAGCACCAAUUUCUCAUGUCCGUCCAACCCCCUGCACCUCGACAACUACAACAGCGUCCUGAUAAAGCAAGAACCUGUCGACAGAAGUACAUCGGCGAUGCUUCCUACCGGUGGUCUUUCCAUAAACAACCACCCGACAAUUAAAAUAGAAGAGCCAGCGAUUCCCACCGCAGCUGUCACUGAUGGCAGUCUAGCAGAUCUAGAUUCCCUCACGGAUUUGCUUCAGAUUCCGACCUCCGAGUACAAUUCAGCCCUGGAUCUCGACAUUGAAUCGAUAACGAGUGAUCUAGAGUCGUUUGAAUCCACAAGCUCAAGCAGCGUAGAGCCUGCUUUUCCGUUCACUUGUACGCCAGAUGUCGCUGAUAUGCUUUCUGGGAUUGGUGUUAACAGUGAUUGGCCGAAUUUUUAGAGGUUAUUAAUCCCCUGGAUUUAUUUAUUAAUUGGAAUUAAUUAUUCCAUCCACGUCACCGUUUGCUGUAAAAUAUUGUAAUGGUAAUCGUAAAUUUUUUUUUCAACUAUCAGCAUAAUUAGGACUUUCUUUUUUUCUUUUUUUUUUUACGUGGGUAUUAUUUAUUUUAUAAUAUUAUUGAUAAAUAUUUGGUUAGACAGAUUUAAACUCGAUAUAACUUCCAAACUCACUUAUCGAGAGUCUGCAGACAAAAUGGCGCAUCGAGUCCAUGAAAACGCGCCUUAGUCUUUCACUGCCGUCUGCCGUUGUUGCUACGGGCAAUUUAAAAAGUUCUUUUUUUUUUUUUUUUUUUUUUUUUGUUUU